CAGCGAAACAUGUAUUGCACGCUCUGAGCGUAGCGGUUCUAAAGUAUACCUGAUUUAAUUGUUGAAUAACGUUGUAGUAUGGACGACUCACGGAGAAUGUCUCUUUCGGCUAACCAUGACCUAGUUCGCGAGCAUUCCAAUGGCACGUUUUGUAGGUUGUGUUUCUCGCAAAUAUACGAACUGCACCGUAUUUUUCCGCCUAACGAUCAACCAAAUCAACUGUUAGUGAAAAAAAUCGGAUACUGUACGGAUAUCAGCAUCACGUUUGUAAAGGAUAGCAACGCAUGUAUUUGUACUAAAUGCAUCGGCUUGGUCGAAGAAUUCUUUCGUUUCAAACAACUUUGCAGUGCCAACGAACAGUGGCUAAAGUCGGAUUAUCAUGGUCACGUGGCAACAAGUGCGCACCCAGACCAAGAACUGGUCAUCCAAGAUGGGGAAUUACUAACAAAGUCUCAAAGUUGUAGCUCACUGCUGACCAUCGAAACCGAGCAAAUUAAUACCAGUGAAGAUUUUGACGAAGCCACAGAAAACGGCAUCAACUCUUUCAUGGAUUAUCCCAUCAAAAACAAACAUUUGAGCAAGCAAUCGUAUAACGCAAGUGAGGUGACCUCAAACAGCCGCAGUCUGCGUGCACGUAAGCCAACUACAAGAAUACCAUCAAAAAAUCAGACAAAUCAACUAACCACAUUAUCAGUAAAAUCUGAAACUGGAUUGAAUGUUGAGAUACAGGAGAAUAAUGCAUACUCAACAGAAAGUAGUAAUGAUUCGGCUAAUGACCAAUGUUCGUCUGGGUCAGAUGUAUUCCAGCUGGUUCGCGGUUCGAAAAGUCGAUCGAAUCUUCAGUAUCUGGUGUAUCAUGGUUAUCGUUAUAGUAAUAAAAAUAAUGAUGGAAAGAUUUGGCGCUGCACCCACCAUGCACCAAUCUGUUGCAAAGCAGUUGUAAUGUUAGAGAAAAACCGUGUAAUUGAACUAAAUAAUCAUUUUCACAAUCAUUCUCCACCACAAACGAGAAAGAAAAAAGUGCAUUCAAACAACGAAGAUGAUUCAAAACACGACAAAAGUGUCAAAAUUUCCUUGGUCUUGAAAAAAGAUAAAGAUAUACUGCAAAGAGUUAAUAAAGUGUGCAACUUGUCGAAACAAAGUCAAUCCAACAAUUGGUUUAUUAAAGCCAAUCGAAAAACUGUAGAUGGAUUUACAUAUACUUUCUGUGGACUUAGAAAAGAUGGAGUAAUUCGCUUGAAAUGUGUUACUAAGAACUGUGCUGGCCGCAUUUACGUAAAUAGUAAUGGUGACUUAUUACGGACCAACAAAGUACAUUGUCACCCACCACAUACCGGACGUCAACGUGAUUAAACAUCAGUUUGAUGAAAUGAUCGAUUGAAAGCUUUCAUCGGUUGUAAACUUUAGAAUAGCGCUUUCCACAAGUUUCCUAAUAAUAUUUGUUUAGAUUUCGUUGCGCUGGUUUCAUAGAAGUAUGAUAACGAGGUAUAAAAUUAUUUUCUAUUGUGUCAUAGAUACUAAAAGGCCUAAGAUUUUAGAAAAAUUUUACUUAACAUUUGAGAGAUCAUAAAAAAUGAUGAACACUUCUUCGGAUUUCAAGGCUUUAAUAAGCCUCUUGUAUUACAUGAACUAUUAAAUUUGUAACAUAGAUAGUUCUAUUAUAUCUCAUUGAACCAGGAAUACCUGGUUGUUUCAUAUGUAGGCUCCCGGCCGAGCGGUGGCGGGUGGCAGAAUAACGAAGAUGACGUUUCUUUUAGUUCUAUACGGAGUAAUACCACGAAAUUCACCUUUUUUCUGAGUUUAUAGUUUAUCUUUUUAUGCUUUUCACUUAACAGCUACUUAUUCUCAAUAGUGCAGGAUUAGGCUGUUUUGGGAGUUCUUUCCCACAAUCUAACAAAAGUCACUAACGAUUGUUAAUAAGGCUAACACUUCACGCAGUCUCACUAAGUUCGGCAUAUCAUUAAGUUUACGCACAUAUGAACGUAUGUCCUACUGCAGUACAAUCUAGUGCAUACUCCACUAGUUAGAAAAUCUAUUCACAACACUUCAUGGUGAUCUUAAACACUACACAUGAAUCUGUUAAAUCUCUAUUCAUUACAGCAAUUUUCACUUCUUUAGAUGCCUUCCGAAAACAUUAUUUCUUGCUUGAUUUUGAGGUCACUUGAUACUUGACCCUCACAAUGCCCACUAUGCAUACUCCUACGGCUUACUGUAUUACACUCCGAACUAGACUUAACUUUUCACUUAAUUCUUCAGAAAUUGAGUCUGGUCUGUGCUGAACCGAGCUGAACUCUAACUUUUCACUUAAUUCUUCAGAAAUUGAGUCUGGUCUGUGCUGAACCGAGCUGAACUCUACUGAACUGAACUCUGAUUUUUUUCGACUAGUGGGUUUUAUGUUCCUAACAUUUCACUAGCUGUUCGGCCUAAACCCGAGACCAUCGUGAACGUUACCGCGGUUGUCCGUGAAAUUUCUUUGUUUACGCAGAGCACCUCAGUGUCGCGUAAACAAAAAACACCUCAGCAACCCCGAGCACAUUCCAAGAGCGCGUAAACAAAAACUGCUGCGCCAAUGCAAACCAGCAAAUUUGCUAAGGACGCUGCAUGCCCCCUUACUUACUGAGCUUGAUGAUACCUUAAGGGUUAGCAUCAAGUCGAUUGUGAUGGUAUCGGACUUAGGCGCGAGGAUAUGGGUAUUAAAAAAUUUUGUAUAGUUUUCAUAACUUAAUGAUAAUCUUGGAUUGUAAAUUUUAGCUCGGCUUAUUGACUUUGUGGACAGAAAAAUAUUCCGAUUUUAUCUAGUCAGCUGUUAUCAUCCUUAAUUGAAGUAUCCUGAAACGGAUUGCUUAGGUGUUUUUGAUUUCAUGUGUUUUCGUUUUGCUCUGUAUUUUAUUAUUCCUUUUGUUUAAUAAGGCUAGUAUACAAUAUGCGUUUUUAGUUUUGCUGGGAACAAUAAAACGUACAAAGGUUAUUUGAAAGUUUAGUAUGCUAUAAUUAUAAUUUUGAGAUACAUACACGGCUUGGUUUUCUCCCCUAAUAAGUAAAAUUUCUAAACAGUCUGAUCGGUACUCUAGAAGAAGAAGUUCUCUUUACUUUGUAUUAUGGGGGGGGCGGGGACUAUUUCGAAAUAGGAUACACGUACGCAAGAGCGGUUCGAAACACACGGCAGAGAAACUUUCAAAAUCGUAAUAUUUAUUUAGAGACCUACCUACACACCACGUGCAAAUUUACAAGCACACAUUUUCGAUGCGUUUUGUUAUGUUUUGUGAGUGGAACAAAAAACAGUGAAUUUAUGCUUCGAUUCGUCGCUGCUGCUUUAGCUGCCAUUCUUUAAAUAACGGAUAUGUUGCGGGUACUUCUUUUUGGUGUUCGUAUUGUUUCCGAGCUAUUCCCUUUUUUGCUGCCAAUUCCUAUCUCUCUAUUUCUUAAUUCUAUUAUCGUGAACGGUUCCACAUACUCAUUUUCCGUUUCUGUUUCUCUGUUGGUGCUUUUUUGUCUCGGUUCUACAGAGAUUGUCGGUAUUGGUUCUUCUUGAGUCUCCGCUAUCGGUCGUGCUCUUCCGUUCUUAUUCAUCAAAAUAGGCCCUGAUAUCAUGUCUUUAGUUAUGGGUUUUCCUCCCUUACUAUUUUCGUUUGUAAUCGUUAUAUCGUACAAUUCUAUGUCUGAAGUUUUGCUUUUCUUUCUUUCGACGUUUCCGUUGCUUUUUAUAACUUUCGUUGUGCUACAGCAUGAAAUUUUUCCUUUAUGACAAUAGGCACAACCACUUAUUAUGCUCAGGCUUAUUAUGAUAAUCGUGCUUAUGCUUAUCCAUGGGUAUUCCAGUGGUGCCGAAGUCAUGUUCUGUAAUUCUAUUUUUCUUUCCUUUAGUUUCUUCACAUCUAUUCCUAUAUCAAAGAGGCGUUUGUUGUUUAUAAACGUAUAGAGCGUGUUCUUUUUAUCCAAUACCGGUAUAUCUGUGUGCUUAGAUAUCUCCUUUUGUUCUAUCGGCUCCUCCAGGAUUUUCCUGAGGUAUAUUGGUUCCUCGGCUUCUUUUUUAUCUUGGUGUCUGAUGAUUACCUCACUAGUUCUCAGCAUCGUGCCGUGUUUCAAUUCCAUAGUCCCCACUCCUAAUAUUUCUUUUCUUUCAACUCUUUCGCCAUUAGUUUGCGUUAUAUUAAUUUCUGUUGAUCUUGGCGCCACAUACACCCAUAUAUUUGGCCGCGCUGUUUCGAACCACAUUGUAUGAUUUAACCUAAGUGCGCGGGCAUCACAGGUCCUUGCCGUUCCUUUAAAAACCAUAUUUGCGAGGCACUCGCUGCUUGUCUCUAGAUUGCUUUCCAUAUUAGUCAUAUUACAUAUCUUCGUCCCAAUAUAGUCACUGCAUCCUUUGUACGUCUUAUCAUCUAUGACAUAUCCCCAUCUCCUGUUUUUCGCUACCAUUAUUAUGUUUCUCUUGAGAUGUGUUAGCGUUACUAUAUUACCAUGCAUUCGUGGCAUAACUAUUCCCCUUAGUGUCGUAAACUCUGCUUUUGUAACCAGUGGUAUCGCUAGUUUUACUUUCAAUAUACCUCUUUCAUCCAUAAUGUGUGUGAUUCUGGCCAUGUUAAAUAUUUCCAAACUUAAAUACCCGUUUUCUGUUCGCGGGAAGUCUGUAUUUCCCGUCGAUCUUUUCCCCUGUGUCUCCAUUUCCUUUAGCAAUUGCAUGGGUUCUGCUAGCUCCGUUAUUAUUUCAAUUGCUCCCGCCUCCCCGGCUAGUAUUUUUAAUGCAAGUAUUUGUCUAUGACGUAUUCUCCGUACGAUGUUUCGCCAUUCCACUACUUUUCUUAUUUCUGUCAUUUCCAUCAACAAUAAGUGUCUUGUUGAUUCUGUUUGGUUCAUGUCCCUGAGAACCUCGUUUUUCAUUUCUUCGUCUUUCCGAUAUGUUUCAAUAGCCUUCAGAUCUAUCUGAUGCACUGACUCAUUCACCAAGUUAUAAAUUGAAUCGACGGCUGCAGUUUGUUGAUACGUUAGCUCUUUUAUUUUUUCCUCAUUGCCUCUUAGCCUAUCUAUAUCCAUAUCCAUUCUUCUCCUAUCUUCGGAGUCCAUUAGCCCUAUCGCGUUCCACACGCUUCGGCGUUUCCUUCCCCUCGGCGAUCUCCUUAUCAUUUCUCCGAGGUCGUAUAUUUCUUUGCUAUCUUCCUCAAGCAUUUUAAUUAACUCCCUGCACCGGUUAGGAUCUAUCGUUCUUGGUGCAGCUUUGCAGUCCUCCACCAGGGACUGUACCCCCUGU
Molecule: messenger RNA, 5245 nt
Organism: Malaya genurostris
Lineage: Eukaryota; Metazoa; Arthropoda; Insecta; Diptera; Culicidae
Exons: 3
Coding region: 79-1353 (424 amino acids)
Cellular component (GO): nucleus
Molecular function (GO): zinc ion binding
Source: RefSeq, a predicted model, not a curated record